CUAGUCGGAGUGAAAUUGUGCACUCGUGCACUUGUGCGAUCGGUAAUAAAAUCACAAAAAAUUAAAUUUUCUAAGUGUAAUUAUUAAAUUGUCGGUAGUUUAAGGAAGUAAGUUUCAGCGCUCGCACUCGAUUUCAGGUGAGAUCGAAGUGGAGCUGAUCGCAGAUCGCAGGUGAGCAUCACUCCGAUAGUGCGAGCGCGACGUGCGCCCCGAUGUUAGAAGAUAUAUAAGCACUAGUCGCGGACCGCGAUCGCAUUCAUUUUCAAUCGGAGUCGCGCAACGCUCGGUGAAACCGUCAUCCAAGUUCUCUGAUCGCGAGCGAACGCGCUCAGUAGAUCACCUCUCAGCGUUGACAGCACGCCGCCGCGACUCAGUUGACACUGAAUUUUUUUUUUAUUUUUAUUCAAUUUUAUCCAUUAUUAUACGAGUGUGUGAUUUAAUUACACCUGGUGCAACCAAUCGCAUACCUGAAAAUACCUGCUCAAAUUCAAAACUACCUCAACGCCAAACUUUCGUUCAAGUUUGAAAGUUUGACAGUUUUCGCCUUGGCAAUAAGUGAAUGCCCGUCCCUUAUCGGCUGUGAUAUUAAUUAAUAUUUAAAUCAACGUAUAAACACGUCGGUGUGCCAUGAAAACCCGAUAAGACUCGUUGCAACGCAGGGAGAAGUGUAAAAUCAAGUGUAUCAGACUGAAAAGUACAAGUUUCACGGUUGAGCGGUCCAGGAAAAAGCGGCAAAAUGCUGACAGGCUGGAGGAAAACCAUAUCAAAGCUAUUCCUGAUCCCACAGCGAUAUGUCGUGGGUAUUAUGGGUUUUCUGGCGGUGGUUAACGCGUAUACGAUGCGUAUCACCCUCAGCAUCGCCAUCACAGAUAUGACACCCAAGAAAAACAACCGGAGUGCCAUGAUGUAUGACUUUGAUGAUGUAUUUAAUGGUACCAUCAAGCGGCACGUCUCAUCGCGUGGUGUCGACGACGAUAAAAUAUACGAUUGGGAUUCGGAAACGCAAGGGUUGAUCCUGAGCUCGUUCUACUGGGGCUAUGUCAUCACGCAUAUGCCUGGUGGUAUGCUAGCGGAGCGCUUCGGUGGUAAAUGGGUCCUAGGCCUGGGAAUACUCUCCACGGCAGUUUUCACGCUUCUCACUCCUUGGGUGGUCACAACUGGUGAUUGGCCAUGGUUGCUUGUUCUACGUGUGUUGGAAGGCUUGGGCGAGGGUACCACGUAUCCCGCGCUCAAUUGCAUUCUAUCUAAAUGGGUACCUAGUUCGGAAAGAGCCAAACUUGGUACUUUGGUCUAUGCAGGAGGACAAAUUGGAACAGUGGUUGGCAACGCAGCCAGUGGUUUGAUCAUUGAAGCCACGGGAACAUGGACAUCGGUCUUUUAUAUCUUUGGUGGUAUUGGUAUGCUCUGGUUUGCUGCCUUUGCCCUGCUCUGUUACUCAGAUCCCGAGGUCCAUCCGUACAUCUCCGAUGAAGAGCGUGACUUCCUGCGUAAAGAACUCGGUGAAAAGAGAAAAGAACCACUCGCGGUUCCAUGGAAAGCAAUGUUCACAUCCUUCCCACUCUGGGCGCUGGUCGCAGCCCAAAUUGGUCACGACUGGGGUUUCUUCACCAUGGUCACUGAUCUGCCGCUUUUCAUGUCCGAUAUUCUAAACUUUGAUGUAAUGGAGAAUGGCAUUUGGUCUUCGGUGCCCUACAUUGUCAUGUGGAUUGUCUCGAUGAGCUCCGGCGCGUUGUGCGACUGGCUGAUUACGAAGCAGUACAUGGGUGUCACGUUCGCGCGUAAAUUCUUCACGGCCAUCGCCGCUGUGGGGCCGGGUAUCUUCAUUGUGGCCGCAUCCUACGCCGGCAACAACGAGGCACUCGUCAUCGCUCUCUUUACCGUCGCUAUGGGUUUCAUGGGCACAUUCUACUGCGGUAUGAAAGUAAAUGCAUUGGAUCUGGCGCCCAACUAUGCGGGAACUGUAAUGGCCAUCGUCAACGGCAUCGGCGCCAUUACAGGCAUCAUCACGCCAUACCUGGUCGGUCUGCUCACGCCCGACCACAGCGCGGAGCAGUGGCGAAUUGUAUUCUGGAUUGCCUUCGCGGUGUUUAUCGCCACCACUGUCAUUUACAUAUGGGGCGGGGCCGCAGAAGAACAGUACUGGAACAAUCCAGACAAGAACUUCUCCAACUCCAGCAUGCCCACACAUAAUGCCAUGGCCAUUAGUAAAAGCGGUAGUAAAAUAGAGGGCGUUUAAUGUAACCAACAUCGCCAGCAUCAACGUUGUGUGCUUAUGGACAAUGUUCGGCAUUGAUACAUAAACAAACAGACGUACAGUUCGUUCAAAGACUUUAUUAACAUUACGUUUAAUUAUUUAUUUAAUUAGCUAAGUUUUAUUUGGUAAGUCCACAAGGCGACGUCACAGCAGAGCUGCUUGCUUCCCGCACUCCAGCGAUGAUUUACUUAUUUAUAGUCAUCGUUUAAGCUUCGUGGAAGAAUAGAAUUUUCAAUGUAUCUGUUGCCAGUGUUUAGUGAUUUUGUAAUUUUUAUAAAAUGCUACCAAGUCUUAUAAUUAGAAACUUAAAAAAAAUAAAUAAAACCACAUCACAUGUAAAUUAUCUGCAUCAAUAAAUAAGUAAAUAAAUUAGAA
Messenger RNA from Dalotia coriaria, 2629 nucleotides. Its product is annotated as putative inorganic phosphate cotransporter. Gene Ontology annotation, molecular function: transmembrane transporter activity. The record is from RefSeq and is a predicted model, not a curated record. Gene Ontology annotation, biological process: transmembrane transport; monoatomic anion transport. NCBI's taxonomy places the organism in Eukaryota, Metazoa, Arthropoda, Insecta, Coleoptera, Staphylinidae. The transcript has 3 exons. Gene Ontology annotation, cellular component: plasma membrane. The coding region runs from base 737 to 2236 and encodes 499 amino acids.